Drosophila ficusphila is the source of this 503-nucleotide messenger RNA. RefSeq lists its product as uncharacterized. The transcript has 5 exons. Bases 1 to 408 code for a protein of 135 amino acids. Lineage: Eukaryota; Metazoa; Arthropoda; Insecta; Diptera; Drosophilidae. The record is from RefSeq and is a predicted model, not a curated record.
AUGUGCAGUAAACGUAAAACUAUUUCGUAUGUUAUAGCGGGUGUUGUGAUCGUGGCUCUUUUAAUAGGACUUCUGCGGCAUGUUUUUAACGUCAGCACAUUCGAUUUAUUAUUACUUACACCGGCUGUGAUGGUUAUUUCAUUUCUUUAUAUUUUUAAAAUGAUGUCCGAUGUGGAGUAUAUAUAUUUGGCACUGCUGGCAAUUUUAGCAAUACCAAUAAGUUGCACAUACUUGUUUGUGCUCAAAUUUGGAACUGUGCCAGAAACUUGGAGCUCUAUGAAAAUAUUUUGGAAAAUGGUUAUCAUUUUCUAUCUGAUGUUUUUAAUAGUGUUCCCUGCCUUUUGGCUCUUGAUUGUUUACUACUUUUAUUAUGAGUCAGAAAAUCCUUUACAAGCACAUAUUAUUUAAGAUUGUCCGUGGCAACAAUUAUGGCGGAAAACUGUUGAUAAAGUUGCUGCUCCAUUCAUCACGAACGUGAUUAGCUGAAAAUUUGAUGCCAAACU